AACUCUCUUCACCACCCAAAUAUCUUACUUGUUUACAUCUUCUUUUGCAAACCAACAGAAACACUAAUAGAAAAAUGGCCGGUGUAAUGAAGUUGGUAUGCUUGGUCUUGGCCUGCAUGAUUGUGGCAGGUCCGAUCACAGCGAACGCAGCUCUGACCUGUGGCACCGUUAACAGCAACGUGGCACCGUGCAUUGGCUACAUAACCCAAGGUGGACCCCUUCCCGGAGCGUGCUGCACCGGUGUUAGUAAACUUAACAGCAUGGCCCGUACAACCCCGGACCGUCAGCAAGCUUGUCGUUGCCUUAAAACUGCUGCUAGCGCCUUAGGCCCUAGUCUCAACGCUGGCCGUGCAGCUGGAAUUCCCAAGGCAUGUGGAGUCAGUGUUCCUUUCCCAAUCAGCACCAACACCAACUGCAACAGCGUGAAAUGAGCGACAGUGUGAUGAAGCUUCAGGGGACGUUUCGAAUAUUAUAAUAUGGAUCAGAAUAUUAAAUAAGAUAUGUUCGAAUGCAUGUUUUAAAAAUGUUUUAUAAUUUCCUUCUUUUUUAUUUUAAUAUGGUGAUCCUAUAUUCCUAUGAACUGGUCGUUUGUACUAUGUUAUCGAACAACGUUAUAUGAAAUUCAGAUUUGAAGUUUAUAUUCU
This is a messenger RNA of Brassica rapa (field mustard), 644 nucleotides long. Its product is annotated as non-specific lipid-transfer protein A. Lineage: Eukaryota; Viridiplantae; Streptophyta; Magnoliopsida; Brassicales; Brassicaceae. The record is from RefSeq and is a predicted model, not a curated record. Gene Ontology annotation, biological process: lipid transport. Gene Ontology annotation, molecular function: lipid binding.